GGGAACGCGCGCUUGCGUCUCCAGUAAGAUAGGAGCGCGCGAUGCAGGAAGGAACCGGGAGGCGUGGCUGAAACGUGCCCCGCCCAGGAGCUGAGUGUGUUCAGAGGCUAUUACAUUAUCCGAUUGCCUUCGUUGUCUCCAGAGGCGGGCCGGAUUUAACGCGGCGGCCCCUUUAAGCUGGCUCGGGCGCCCGGGGAAAAAAGGCUGUCCUGCGCCUGCGCAACGGAGCCUUGACCUCGCGCUCAGUUGGCGCUGCUCGUGACUACUUCUUGUUGUUAUUUUUUUUUUAAAAAAAAAGGUGGUAGUUGGUGGGUGGGGGAGGGGGAAGCGCAACGUUUCGCGUUCGAGUCUCCUCAUUUAACCGGCAGCGGCGCCCCCGUCGCCAUAGCGACCUGUCCCUAGCAGAGUCGGGCCCGGCGAGUCGGGCCCGGCCCCGGAGGGAGCCCCAGCGGCCGAGGCCAUGGAGGAACCGGGAGCGGCCGCCUCGUCCUCCUCCUCCGGAGGGGACGCCGCCGCCGCGUCCGAAGUGACGGAGAUCCGCGUCUCCGGCCCGCAGCCGCUGCGGCUCUUGGAAUGGAAAGUGUCGGCCGGGGCGGCCGUGAAGAUCGGCUCGGUGCUGGCGGUUUGCGUGCCUAUCGUGGGCUCGGCCCGGCCUGGAGCCUCGGCCGCCCCGCAGCGGACAGCCGAGCGAAAGGUCAAAGCGGAACGGCCGGGAGUGGUGCGGGAGCUGUGCGCGCAGCGCGGGCAAGUCAUCCCGCCCGGAGGUGUCCUAUUGCGGCUGGAAGGAUGCAGCCAUCCAGUUGUUAUGAAAGGCUUAUGUGCAGAGUGUGGCCAGGAUUUGACACAGUUACGAAGCAAGAAUGGAACACAGAAUAUGCCAGUAUCCACAGCAACUGUAUCAAUGGUUCAUAGUGUACCAGAAUUGAUGGUUAGCUCUGAACAAGCUGAGCAGUUAGGAAGAGAAGACCAGGAGAGGCUACGCAGAAAUCGAAAACUGGUGCUAAUGGUAGAUUUGGACCAGACAUUGAUCCAUACAACAGAACAGCACUGCCAACAGAUGUCUAACCGAGGAAUAUUCCAUUUUCAGUUAGGUCGAGGGGAGCCUAUGCUACAUACACGGUUGCGUCCUCAUUGCAGAGAGUUCCUAGAAAAGAUUGCCAAGUUGUAUGAACUACAUGUGUUUACCUUUGGAAGCAGACUUUAUGCACAUACAAUUGCAGCAUUCUUGGACUCUGAAAAGAAGCUUUUUUCCCAUCGAAUAUUGUCAAGGGAUGAAUGUAUUGAUCCUUAUUCUAAAACUGGGAACCUUAGAAACUUAUUUCCUUGUGGUGAUUCCAUGGUUUGUAUUAUUGAUGACAGAGAGGAUGUCUGGAAAUAUGCACCUAAUUUGAUAACUGUGAAGAAAUAUGUAUACUUUCAGGGCAUAGGCGAUAUUAAUGCACCGCCUGGAUCAAGGGAAAUUCAAAUGAGAAAGACAGCAAAUCAUUCUUCAAAAGUAACAGAGGCAUCGGACCCAGCAACAGUAACGGGAGACUCUGAAGAAGCAAAGAAUAUUGGAAAUGUAGACGAACAAAGCAAUGGCAUUCAAAAAUCUGCAAAUGAAGUAAAUGGCAAUAACUCUAUCAGCAGUGAGACUCCAUCCUUGGAUUUGAAUUGCAAUGAUAAAGUUAGAGACUCCUUAAGUGAUUCUAAACAUGGAAUGGAUGUUACUAAUGAUGUGAUGAGUGCCAAAGAAUCUCAUGUGUCUUCAGACGACGAUAAUAGGACAAUUGUAGGCAAACGGCAGAUUCAAAACAAGAGUACAAAUUAUUUGGACUUUGAAUUGUCUAGUGAUAGUGAAAGUGACAGUGGGUUGGAUGCUAGGAAAUCCUCCUCCUCUUCUCCUACAGAUAGUGAAAAUGAAGGAAAGAGAAGCUGGAGAAAAUCAAAACAGCCUGUACUAGAGGAAAGUGCAGUGCCUAUGGUGGGAACUGAUACGAAUGUAGGAAAGGACGGACAGUUGAACCAUUCUGCAGACUCUGUAUCCUCACCUAGCAUCAAUCCACAUCCCAAGGCAUUCGAUCUGGAAGCACAUGAAGAGAGUGAACAAGACAGCCUUUGUAGCCUAGGAAAUGGUUGCGUGGACAAGAAAGAGGCAGAGACAGAAUCUCAAAAUAGUGAGCAAUCUGGGAUAACUGUGGGAGAAUCUUUAGAUCAAAGCAUGGAGGAAGAGGAAGAUGACGAUACAGACAGUGAUGACCAUUUAAUAUAUCUUGAAGAGAUUCUUGUUCGGGUGCACACGGACUAUUACUCAAAGUAUGAUAAAUAUGUGAGAAAAGAAACAGAUGAAAUUCCAGAUAUAAGAAAAAUAGUGCCAGAACUGAAACGAAAAGUGUUGUCAGAUGUUACCAUAUUAUUUAGUGGAUUAUACCCAACCAAUUAUCCCAUAGAAAAAACUCGGGAGCAUUAUCAUGCUACUGCACUUGGAGCUAAGAUUGCAAAAAACCUAGUAUUGAAUGAAGAUGACCCCAAUAAGCCAACACACCUUAUUGCAGCAAGAGCUGGCACAGAAAAAGUACGGCAAGCUGAGAACUAUAAAAAUCUCCAUAUUGUAAAUCCAGACUGGUUAUGGAGCUGCUUGGAGCGUUGGGACAAAGUAGAAGAACAACUGUUUCCUUUGAAGGAUGAUUACCUUAAAACACAAAGAGAGUACAGUCCUGCCAUGUUUCCAGAUAUACACAGUGCUUUCCAGACUGCUCUUUUCCACCCAACUCCCAUUCAUCCAAAGUGUCAGCCUGGUCCUGAAGUUCGGCUUUAUGAUCCCAACACCGGAAAAUUAAUUAGGAAAGGAUCUCAAAGCGCCAGUCAGUCUUUGUAUAUUCAAGCACCAGCUUCUCCUCUCUCUCUGCCCGUCCAUGGGGAACAUUCCUUAUUCAGAGUUGUUCAACCACACCAACAGCUUUUUGAUGAAGAGGAGAUGCCAGCAAGUGAGAAUGAAGAGCCUGGCCCAUCUAAACGGAAACGCCAGCCAAGUAUGUCUGAAACAAUGCCACUAUACACUCUUUGUAAAGAAGAUUUAGAAAGUAUGGAUAAAGAGGUUGAUGACAUAUUGGGAGAAGGCAGUGACGACAGCGACAGUGAAAAAAAGAAGACAGGAGAUGGAAAGGCAGCACCACGGAGUAAAGCAAAAGAAACUGUAAAUGUAAAAAUAGAAGAGAGACCUGCUUCAGCAUCUUCAAGUGAAAGAAGCUUGACAGGCAGUGUACCCAGGGGACAUAAGCGAAAGCUGGAUGAAGAUGAUGGUGCCAGUGAAUCUAGUAAAGGGUCUAGCAAUGACGAUGAGGAGGGCAGCAGCUCAGAAGCGGAUGAGAUGGCGGCAGCACUGGAAGCCGAACUGAAUGACUUUAUGUAACCUUCAUAUGGGAGGGGACUUGUAAUUAUGUGUUUCUUUUUGCAACCAUUCAGAAUUCCAAUGGUGGGCAUUUCCUGUUUUCCUCUCCAAAUAUGGUGUAUAUUUUGCAAAGCAACAAAGGAGGUGAUAAUGCAUUAUUUUACAAAACCUGAAAUAAGAUGUUUUUAGGGUGUUUUACUAAAGGAAUAUAUACUUUUUUAAAGGAAAAGUAUUAAAGGAGGACUUGGUGUGAUGCCAAAGACAUGUUGUGAGCUCUGCAGAACCUUGUUAUUUGAGAGGUUAGUACAAAGAUUUGCAUCUGAACAUUUAAAAAAAAAAUUGCCAUGACGGCUUUGGGUACCAAGCUUCAGAAAGAAUACCUAAGGAAUAUAUUGCAUGGAUGAAGCAAAAGAUCUUGAUCGGGAUAUGUUUUCUUCACAGUGAAUUCUUAUCAAAUAGAAAGAUUUUUAAAAAAUAAAAAUAAAGAACAAUUUAUAUUUGUAUAGGAACUGAGAAUGCUAUAUGCAAGCUUUGUGAACGCUGCACUCAACCUACCUGCCACUUGCUUCUAAGAGAAUAUAUGAUGGUUGAUUCCCAUGUUUUUAAGUUACUUUGUGGACUAGUAUCCUUUAGAGAGAGACCAUUUAGAUUUUUAACUUUACUUCUCUGUAAUUGCAGUUCUAGCACAGGCUAUUCUGUGUAGUAUUGUACUGCCAUAAAACAUAUUCAUGCAUUUUGUGUUGUGUUUGGAAGGAAUUGCUGCUAGCAAAUUCCUGAUAGCAUUUUAUUUCUUUCAAAGGACAGAUGUAAAGUUUUUUGUACAUUCUAUUUCAUAUUUGAUCUACAAAACAGAUUCUUUUCAUUUAAUAAUAAUAAAUAAUACAUUUUGUAAGCUCUGUUCUCAUUUCAUUAUUUACUGUGCUGAUGUUGCUAUUUUGGUUGCUUCCAUGCAAUAAGAUGCACCUUUUCCAAAAUUACACUUCUAUGAAAAUAAUUAGCAACAUAUUUUGGAAUAAGAUCAAAAUGCCUUUGAUGGAAAUCCUCUCAUUCCAUGCUUUCCCUCCUUUUGAGCUUGCUAAUUGAAUUGACAGGAAAUACUUGUAAAGCAGUUUGAUCACAGAAUUGUGUUUGAGCAGAUGAUGUUUUAUGUGUUUAGUCAUAUUGUUCAAGCCACGUUUUGAUGGUUUGGAGUCUCUCUUAUUAAUUGUGUGUGUCGGUCAAGGGAUGAGUCACCUGUAGUUUUGUCAGUGAAAAAUGUGGUUGGGAUCCAGAUUUUUUCCUUGCCUUUUGUGCAAGGAGUUUGCAGUAGCUCAAUGGAAUUUCUUACUUUGAGCCGCUGGUUCCCAUGCUGUGACAAACACUAUCUUUGUAAGUUAUUCUCUUUUUCAAAAGCAUCUCACCAUGUGUCUAGAGGGGAUUACAAAGCAUUAUGCAUAUCACUAUUGCGUAGCUCAGCUUGCCCUAGCUGAGGCUAAUGAGAGUUGUAGUCUAAAACAUCUGUAUGGCACCAGAUUGGCGAUGACUGUACUAGCUCCUUACCUCUAAUCUCCAGCAAGGAUGAAGCUUCAAUAAAUGUGUAUUUUCUCACAUUUUUUCCUUGUUCCUUUCCCCAUCCAAAUUCGAAUCAUAAGGUUUCCAUAGUAAAAAUCGGUCUGAAUCACUAUGUACCUAGUUAAAUGUAUCUAUGUAUAAAUCAUAAGAAUGUUGCUUUAUUCGUAUGAAGAAUAAUUUAGUUCUCUAAUAAAGUCUUUUUUGGGCUGAAUAUACAGCUCAGCUGUGCUGACGGAACAUUUUAAAUUAAGUGCUGUAGCUUUUGAAGUGAAGCAGUUGCACUGAUCAAUAAUCUAGUCUCUCUUGGUUCUAUGGCGGUUCUAUAACAAUUGGCUUUAUUCUGGGUUAAAAACCGCUGUUUGAUGAUUAUGAUGAUGGUGAUGAUUACACAUAGGGUACAAAAUCUCCAUUACAGGUUACAAGCCCGGCUUUUCGCCUGCAGCAAAAUAAGCUAUAAGGACACAGGGACAUGGAAGUGCAAAGACAGACCCUUCAAAAGUUCAUAAAGCCAGUACUUACUAAGGAAAUAUAUUUACCAGGACUAAGGAGGUGACAGGGGCAGUGCUUGUUCUGCAGUUGAGAACUAUGCUUUAUACAGAUUGGAGACCUCUGUUGAUUCCAAUAAACUUCUAAACUUAAUACAUUCUGCCAACUAUGGGGGUUUUUUGUGACAGGGUUAAGAAUUUUGGCUUAUGAAAAAGAAAAGAGAAAUGCAGACAAGUACCUGGGAGUACCUGCCUGCCUCAUUAUCCCCUCCCGGGUUGACCCACAACUCACUUGCCAUAGACAUUUUAGGCCUCUCUCCAGACCAAGGUCAAGAAAAUAGUGGCUCCACAUCAAGGGCCUCAUGACUUAUACUUGUUUGCCUCCCCAUAUGGCAAGAUUGCACAAAGGGGCUGUAAAGAGCUAGGAAUAGGUAGGUAUGCUACAUCCACAGGUAAGUGCACCACCUAAUCAUUCUUACUUUUUGCUGCAGGGAAGAUUUGAAGGCUUCCAGGGCUUGGAUCACAGCUAUCUAGCUAUUCUCCCAGUUAUGCUGGCAACAUCGCCCCCUCUCAUCCAUAGAGGGAGUUCAUGUACCACGGUUUUUAGUGGGAGCAAGGUGGCACUGUGGGCUAAACCACUGAGCUUCUUGGGCUUGCUGAUCAGAAGGUUGGCAGUUCGAGUCUGCAGAACAGGAACUCCCGUUUCUCUGUCCCAGCUUCUGCCAACCUAGCCGUUUGAAAGCAUACCAGCGUGAGUAGAUAGAUUGGUACCACUGUGGCAAGAAGAUAUAUGGCGUUUCCGUGUACUCUGGC
Molecule: messenger RNA, 6219 nt
Organism: Zootoca vivipara (common lizard)
Lineage: Eukaryota; Metazoa; Chordata; Lepidosauria; Squamata; Lacertidae
Gene: CTDP1
Product: CTD phosphatase 1
Cellular component (GO): nucleus
Molecular function (GO): RNA polymerase II CTD heptapeptide repeat phosphatase activity
Source: RefSeq, a predicted model, not a curated record